Messenger RNA from Podarcis muralis (Common wall lizard), 5907 nucleotides. NCBI's taxonomy places the organism in Eukaryota, Metazoa, Chordata, Lepidosauria, Squamata, Lacertidae. The record is from RefSeq and is a predicted model, not a curated record.
CGGCGCGUGUUUUGGGGGUGGGGGCGGGGGCUGCGCCUCAACCAGUUGGGAAGAAUGACUCUGGAGUCCAUCAUGGCGUGCUGCCUGAGCGAGGAAGCCAAGGAAGCGCGCCGGAUCAACGACGAGAUCGAGAGGCAGCUCAAGCGGGACAAGCGGGACGCCCGCCGGGAGCUCAAGCUGCUGCUGCUGGGUACAGGAGAAAGUGGCAAGAGCACAUUUAUCAAACAGAUGAGAAUCAUCCAUGGUUCUGGAUACUCUGAUGAAGACAAAAGGGGCUUCACAAAGCUUGUGUAUCAGAAUAUAUUCACAGCAAUGCAGUCUAUGAUCAGAGCUAUGGAUACACUCAGAAUCCCAUACAGCUAUGAACAUAAUAAGGCCAAUGCACAGCUAGUUCGAGACGUUGACAUAGAGAAAGUGUGCUCGUUUGAGAACCCUUAUGUAGAUGCAAUAAGGUAUUUAUGGAAUGACCCUGGAAUCCAAGAAUGCUAUGACAGGCGGCGAGAGUAUCAAUUGUCAGAUUCUACUAAAUACUCUCAUUUAAUUCUGUAUUUUCCCUCUCAGAAUCGAAUGGAGGAAAGCAAAGCAUUGUUUAGGACAAUUAUCACAUAUCCCUGGUUUCAGAACUCUUCAGUCAUUCUGUUCUUAAAUAAGAAAGAUCUUCUAGAAGAGAAAAUAAUGUACUCGCAUCUAGUUGACUAUUUCCCAGAGUAUGAUGGACCUCAGCGGGAUGCACAAGCAGCAAGGGAGUUCAUCCUGAAGAUGUUUGUUGACCUGAAUCCGGAGAGCGAAAAAAUUAUCUACUCCCACUUCACAUGUGCCACAGACACGGAGAAUAUCCGCUUUGUCUUUGCUGCUGUCAAAGACACUAUCCUACAGUUGAACCUGAAGGAGUACAACUUGGUCUAACUGUGCCUCUAAAGUCUCUACCACCCCUUAUUCCCCCUUUGGGCAAUGGAAGAUAUUCAAGAGGGACUGUAUUAUCUGUGAAAACAAUCUGCAUAAUACUAAUUUAUUACUGGCCUGGACUCUGUGAAUGUUCACAGGGUUUAUAGUAAAUAUUAUGAUUUUAUUUAAACUUUGCAGAGGAAAAACAAAAGAUGCUGAACUACAUUCACAGCACAUUUCCUCAUUUUUUUAGUCAAAACUUUGUGACUCGAUGUGUGUUAAAUUCUCAGUCGUGCACUCACAAAGGAUAGGGACUUGGAUGGUCUUUGUUUGUUUGUUUCUGAAGCAAAAUCAAGUUGGUGUCUCUCCCCUCUUGUCUUAAGAGGUACAGUGGCCUUUUACCCAAGUUUCAUUCUUUCAUUUCCUCUAUAGUGAUAUGGUCAGCAAAAAUCUGUCUCUAGAAUUUAAGCCAUCAGUUGUUCUGAUUUUUCAGCAACUUGUUUUUGGAAGGAUCAAAAGUAUUGAUGUGCUUAACUUUCUUUUGUUUUUCAUUUAAUUUUUGGCAGAGAUGUCAAAUAUAUCUGCUUCUUGGUACUGUCUUUGCACUGAAGGCCCGGGAGUGUUGUUCAGUGGCAACAUGAAUUGUAGCAGUGUUACAGAAUUUACCUUUAAUUUUCUCAUGGAAACUUGGCAAACUGUGCAGAACACAAUAACAAACAACUAAGACACAAAAGCAAAUAAGGAAAUAGGAUAGCUUUUUUAAUUUCCAUGUGCCAUAACAAAAUUUAUCCUCCCCCCCCUUUUUUUUUAUUGCGUCCUAAUCACAGAUGCCAAACAGAUGUCAUGGACACUACAGUAACCUGGAAGUUUUUGUUUUUUGUUUUAAUUAAUCAGACCUUCUCGAUUUCUCUCACCAUUUCAAGCCUAUUCUUACUGUCUACCAAGUUUGACAUUGCCAGAUCUGGCUUUUAAAAAAAUGGAAGUGUAAGUUACUGAUUUUAAAGGUCAAGUUAACUGAUUGGGGAUCUGUCUGUUCCAGAUGACAGCCAAAUGUUUAAGCAGUUAGAGUUCAACUUCUCUGUUCCCUGUUUGUAUUGGGAAGCAUUCCUUUGUCAAUGCCAAAAAACCACUGCAGUGUGAGUGAAAAUGUUAUUUGGUGCUACAUACAUAUGGUCUGCUAAUUCAAAGUCAGUUUUACUCUUGUCUAGGUGACAUAGCAUUCCACAGUAUUUCUUUCUUCUUCUUCUUCUUAACUGAAAAACACAGAAUUGGAAGUACAACAUCCUUGAUGUGGUUGCUUAAUUGGUUUAUUUGGGGAUUUCUAAAUAGGACCUGGCCUUAGAAUUGUUAUUAUAUGUGAAAUAACUGGGGGAAAUCAUAUUGGAAGGUGAAGGCUGCAGUCCUAUGCACAUUUCCCAUUGAGAGCAAUUUAUUCUGAGUGGACAUGUAUGGGAUUGUGAGUAUACCUAUUUUUAACAAUAUAAAGGGUGGAGAGAUAAGACUGUGUAUGCCUUGAUGGGUAUCUCUUUCACAUCAUGGAUUGAAAGAUAAUUUUUAGGCUUUGUGUAAAUAAGAUUACUGUCAGAUUGCAAAAUUGUGUAUGAAGGUUAGAAAGAGCAUAUGAGAAAUUGACUAACUUUUUCUAAAAUGCCAUGUUGCAGCCCUUUAGCAGAAACUGUAGCUCAGCAGCAGCAUUUGUGGCAGAGGGGCAGUGAGACUGGUGUGUAUUAGUUUAGUACCAAAGUUUAACUAUGGCUGCAAUCUCCCAAGCAUUACUUUCAGUGGCACUGGUGCAAGACUCCCACUUACAAUGAGCAUGAGUGUUAGUGCACCCGUGCUUGGUGGAUACUUCUCAAUGAUUUCUAAUGAGAUGCCGUUCACACUUAACUUUUUCCAUUAAAAUUAAUGAAAAGUUGAGCUGCUUUUGUUCCCUCAUAAUGAAACAUCUUGUAAUUUAAAAAUGGUUGUAGGUAUAGUGCAAUUAUGAAUGCUAUAAUCAUUGUACACACACACACACAAAACAAACAUAUAUAUAUAUGGCAGCAUCCAUAUUGGCUUUGUAAUCAUUAAUUUUUGGCAGAUUGAAUGUGCUGUAUUGAUAUGUAUCUAUGUAAUUGUAAUGUAUGUCUUAUAGAUAAUUCACAUUUUAAAUAAUGUUAUUUUAUUUACUUUUUUAAGAGAGAAGAAUGUAAUUUUUUGUCAGUUUAUUUCUGACUAGGGUUUUUUAUUUUUAUUUACAAAAAUAAUUAUUAUAGUGCAGAGCGGUACUAGCAUCGUGCUGUGUCAAAUCAUUUGCACAGCCUGAAUAGAAGUGGAACUGAAAACACGCACGCACACACAAAGUCAUCAAUGUUUCUAUACAAGUUUUCAGAAGGUUUCACUCUUGAGGUAGCUUUCUUAGAAGAAAAUGUGCUGCUGGGCUGCAUUGAUUCUAGUAAAUGAAAAGAAGGUUAGUUUACCUCCCUGACUUUGCAAACUUUCUUCUUCUUCUUUUAACCACCAGGUUAUGCUCUACAGUCACCAUAUAGUUGAGAUCUAUAUGGUACCAAUUUUGUGUGAGUUCAACACACUUCUGACUGUUCAGAAACUGUGUGACUGGCAAACUUGCUAAUUUCUUGGCCUUGUCUUUUGUGUGUGUGGCGAUGAGACAACUUGGUGUAUAUUGAACCCAUUCACAAGUGUGGAUCUCAUAGAUCUCCAAAUGCAACAAAGGAAGGACUGUUUGGUUCCACUCUUGUGCUGCUUCACACAUGCCAGUCUUCCUACAUGAACAUCUCUUCAGUGUAGGGACAAACAUAUAUAUACUACUAAUAUACUCGCAUGUGUGGUGAGCACAUGUGUGCCUAUAUCAUUGUGUACAUAUGAUGAGAAGUUGAGAUACAGAAACGGUUGUAUGUGAUGGCGGCCCUUAUGAGAUGGUUUUAACAGCCACCUCAAUUCAUUAUGCAAAUAAAAUUAUUGUGCAUACAUUACUACUUCCCUAAAUAUGCCGUAUUCCAGAAUUUAGUUUGUCAGACCCAACUGAGUAACAUUUGAAAGGUUGUGCCUUUCUUUAAAUAUAUAGCAAAAUGAUACCACUGAUACAGCUCUAAAAAGUAUUCUGUGUUGCAGAACUAUAAAUGAUAGGCAUAGAAUGUGAAAAGACACUAAAAUGGGGUGGAAUGGGAAGGAAAUGAUACUUAAGUCUUUGCUAACAACAUUAUGAAAUCUGUCCUAAUUUUUAUAUAAAACAACGGAUAUAAUACAGCAGGAACUGUUGCUUACGCAACUGCCAUUCAUUUCUAUCAAGCUAAAGUAUGUUCCCACACUAUUAUUUACCAUUUAUAAUAGCAUUUUAUUUUCAGUUUGUACUGUGGUCUCCUCAAAAUAUUUAAAUAAAGUAGGAUGUUUGUGGGAACUGAAUCUCCAAAUAGCAUUGAAUUAGACAAAAAAGCUCAGUCAGACUGUGAAACUUGGCUGCGCAAGAUUCUUUUUGGAGAAGAUGAACAAUCUGUGUCAGCCAGAUGCAGAAGUGACACACGUUGGGCUAGCUGUGCUUAUCUGUCUCAUCUGAACCCACCUUGAAGUAGUGACUUGCUAUGUGACAAAUCUAUAGCAGAUGUUGGAUCUGAAGCAAGGUCUGCCAGAUCUUUAUGUGGUUGACCAGACACUUGGGGUCUUCGCUGGGGGUUGUGGUGCAUUAAUUUUGGUGGCUUCUGCUCAGUCCUGGAUUUCUCUUCCCACUAAAUGCGAGAAUGCAUGACAACAUUCCUUCUCUUUAACAGGGAAUAAAUUGACCGCUCCAAUUUAAUUUGAUACGUUUUUCUUUAAAUAAGCUACAGAAAGGAAAGAAUGGAGGAGUCUAAAAUAUUAUUUGGGGUGACAGUAUUCUAUUAUUAUUAUUAUGGGUCUGGUGGGGGGAGUUUUAAAACUUGUAUAACAAGGAAUCAAAGUUUACUUAUGUCUCCUCAUUGUAUUACAAAGAUGUUCCACUAGCAUCUUCUAGGAAAAGUUAAGACUUGUGGCAAAUGUUGAGAGCAUUGGAUCAUCUUGUUGGUUGAAAGAAGGGGACUUUGGUGUGCUGAGGCAAGCUUCCCUUAAAUUGCCAUUACAACAUUGCCAUGUGCCAGUUCCUCACAGCCACUAUUUUUCCUUUUGAAAUGACACUGCUCUUCCCACGUGUAAGUUAUACUGCUCAGAUGUAUUUUUCUUUCAUAAACUGUUGGUUGUUUUCUGCUAUGCCUUACAGGUUUUGAGCCCAGACAUUAGUGCCUCUUAGCAGGGAGCUGGAAGAAAGCUAACAAAAGAAAAAAGAUGUGUAUAUUUGCCAAAGCAUUGUAACAUGGCAUAUCAUAAAUGGACCAAAAGGAAGCUGCUUGGAAGUGUGUGUCCUUGAGCUCAUUAGGAGUGCUGUCCUCUAGCUAUAAAGUUGUGCACACUCCCUUUUAGAGAUCGUAGGAGCUGAGGAAGUGCAGCUCCCAUUCAACUCAAUGGGCCUUGUGCAGAAGAAAUAGAAUUGUGUCCUAGCACAUAAAACUUAUUAAUAUAUGAGAUGUUCAUGGGUAGCUUAAAAACACCAACAUGUAAAACUUGCUUUUCUCACAAGAUGGCUGGCGCUCUCCAGAUAUAUGAAGGCUAAAUACAUGAUCAAGGUCAUUUCAUUUUUUAUUCUUCAAAACUACUUUGAUUGCCAAGAUUAUGGGAAUUGUUUGUUUGUUUUUAGUUAUGCCAUCACAUUAGUAUAGUUUUUCCCCCAACCCCAAGUUUGAAAGUGGAGCAGACUUUUUUAAAAAAACAAAAUGUGGGAAUAUCAGGUUGGAACUGACUGCAUGAUUUGCAAACAAAAAUCACGUGGGGAGGGAAAGGGUUGCAUAUUAAGUGACUUCUAGGCUCUCCCAGCCUUUGGUUGUAAGAUGCAAAUUACUUUUGACUUAAUGAUUGACUUUUCCCAUUGGUUUUGCAUUUCUCACAAAAGCCUGAAAUGAUAGAAAAUCAAAUGUUAACACACAUGAAAAAAAUAAAAUGUACCCAAAUAAAUUAUAA